GGAGGCGGCGACAGCGGCAGCAGCAGGCGCCGCCGGGACGGGCACGGGCGCGCGGGCUCGGGCGGGCGCCGGCUGCCUCCUCCCUCCCUCGUCGCUUGCUCGCUCGCUCGCUCUCCGGCCCGCUUGCUAGCCGGCCGGGUGCAGAGCUCGCUACAGCGUUCUCGGGAAGGAAGAAGUGGGGGGCCGAGGACGCCGACAAGUUCCAGCAGUGCCGGGAAUCCGGGCCAAGGCGGUGGCUGCGGUUCCGACGGGGCAGGAGCGCGCUCCGUGGCGGAGCGCACGGCCAGAGCGUCCGAGGAGGGGGGCGCCCGGGCCUUUAGUUAUCUGUGGGGCCGCGGCCGGAUCCCAUGAGACGCGCCCGCGAAGGGCACGAGAUCCGAAGCCUGGGAGGCGCGCGGAGGAGGCGGAGGGCGGUGCUGCAGCGGCCGGAGCCCGGGAGCGGCCGGCAGGAGGCGGAGGAGAGAACUUGAACUUGGCGUCGGGAGCGGGCGCCCCGGACGCCCCUCGCCGGGGCGGGGGCGCCGAGGGACCUGGGCGGCAGCACUGCCCCCCGAAUGGCCGCGGCGGCGGACCCGGCUCCCGCGCCGCGGCCCUAGGCGGCCUCUCGCCAUGGCCAAGUGGCUGAACAAGUACUUCAGCUUGGGCAACAGCAAGACUAAGAGCCCCCCGCAGCCGCCGCGGCCCGACUACCGCGAGCAGCGGCGCCGGGGCGAGCGGCCCUCGCAGACCCCCCAGGCCGUGCCGCAGGCCCCCUCGGCCACCUCGGCGUCCUGCGGUACGGCCGCCGCCUCCUGCUUCUCGGCCUCAUCGGGAUCGCUGCCCGACGACAGCGGCAGCACUAGCGACCUUAUCCGCGCCUACCGCGCACAGAAGGAGCGCGACUUUGAGGACCCCUACAACGGGCCCGGCUCGUCUCUGCGCAAACUGCGCGCCAUGUGCCGCCUGGACUACUGCGGCGGCGGGGAGCCAGGCGGGGGGCAGCGUGCCUUCUCGGCCUCGUCCGCGACGGGCGCCGCGGGCUGCUGCUGUGCCGCCUCUGGCGCGGGCGCCGCCGCGUCCUCGUCCUCGUCCUCGGGCUCCCCUCACCUCUACCGCAGCAGCAGCGAGCGGCGGCCCGCCACGCCAGCCGAGGUGCGCUACAUCUCCCCCAAGCACCGCCUCAUUAAGGUGGAGAGCGCCGCGGGCGGUGCCGCAGAACCCUCGGGGGGCUCCUGCUCAGGCGGUCGCACCUGGAGCCCGACGGCCUGCGGAGGCAAGAAACUGCUCAACAGGUGUGGCGCCUCGGCCGCGGAAGAGAGCGGUGCCGGCAAGAAGGACAAGGUGACCAUCGCUGAUGACUACUCAGAUCCCUUUGAUGCCAAGAAUGAUCUGAAAAGCAAAGCAGGAAAGGGGGAGAGUGCUGGCUACAUGGAGCCCUAUGAGGCGCAGAGGAUCAUGACAGGCUUCCCCUGGGAGGCCCAGCUGAGCUCGAAGGCUGUCAUGCAGAAUUUCAGAGGCAGGAAAGCGUCCGGUCCCAGCACAAAGGCAUCCAAUUAUACGAUACCCCUUACGAACCCGAGGGCCCAAGCAUGGACUCCGACUCAGAGAGCACGGUCAGCCCCCAACUGCGGGAGAGCAAGCUGCCCCAGGAUGACGACAGGCCCGCUGAUGAAUACGACCAGCCAUGGGAAUGGAACCGGGUCACCAUCCCAGCUCUGGCAGCCCAGUUCAAUGGCAGUGAGAAACGGCAGUCAUCCCCCUCGCCUUCCCAGGACCGGCGGCGCCAGCUUCGAGCUCCCGGAGGGGGCUUCAAGCCCAUCAAACAUGGGAGCCCCGAGUUCUGUGGGAUCCUGGCAGAGAGAGUGGAUCCUGCUGUCCCACUGGAGAAGCAAAUAUGGUAUCACGGAGCCAUCAGCAGAGGAGAUGCGGAGAACCUGCUGCGACUCUGCAAGGAGUGUAGCUACCUUGUCCGGAACAGCCAGACCAGCAGGCACGACUACUCCCUCUCCCUGAAGUUGCUGUUUGGGAAAGUUUCACUUUUAGGUGUCACACAAAGGUUGUGAGGAACACUGGGAAGAGCCAGGAAGAACCUUGCUGGCAUUAUCACCUGUCAGGUCUUUCUGGAUACGAGGCCAUUGCUUUCAGGAUAGGUGGCCCUGCCAUAAGAAAAGGGUUUUUUGAUUGAGGGCUUCAUCAUUUAGUGCCGUUACUGACUGGAUGGAACCCAGCGGAUUGUCUGAAACCCAUUUUACAGACAGGAAAACUGAGGCCUGGAGAGAGGACGGAUUUAAAGAAUUAGUGACAGAACUGGGGCAUAAACCCAGGCCCUUCAGCCAGCACAGACCAUCAGGAGUGGUGCAGCCCUCUGCCUGCUUCCUUUCUGCUCUACUCACCAUUGUUCAAGGCCAUGUGAUGGAGAGAGGGCCUGCUGGGAUGCAGCUGUCAGGAGAGCCCUGUGCAGGCCGGGUUGUGUAGUCAGUAGGGUCAGUGCAGCCAAGGAGAGAGAGAUUGGCCUGUGUUCUCUGCUCAGGACUGACCCCACCUGAGAGGGACAGUGACAAACUGCAGAGCAGAGCCUGGGCAGGAAGCAGAGGCACUGGAAGUCCGCCUGGAGAAGGGAGGGUGUGUGGAGACUUGGGGACACCACAGAUCUCUCAAGGACAUCAGGGCAGACGUGGUAGAUGGGAGAGUUAUGGGCAGGCAGAUUCCAGGUCAGUGAGAGGCGCAGUUCUCUAACAGAGCCAAUCAGGAAUCAGAACGAUCCAAAGCUGCCUCAAGAAGUAGCGAGUAUCUCAUCACUGGGGGUGUGUGCAGCCAGGAGCCGGACAACCGCCUUGCCAGGGAGGACGUGGAGGGGAUUUCUAAGCAGCUGGGAGGGCACUCAGGACAAACGGCACAUGCAUGCUUCAUCGUCCACCAUCAGGCCUGACAGCUUAAAGAAUCAGGCCAGUUAUUGCAGCCCAGGAAAAUUCAAUACACUAAACCGUGGCUGGGCUGGAGGCGGCCAAAGCCAGAGGGCCACAGUGGGGUCAGGUGCACACUGCUGGCUGUGCUGCCUGGGGCCAGGGGGUCUUCAACUCCCCACUGCUCCAUGCAGCCCCCUCCCUCCCUUACUGUUCGAGGUAACCUGGCAACCCGGGUGCCCAUGAAUGAUGCUUCCAGAUCUUCACCUUCCCGCCUCAAGGUGAAUUGUGCCUUUCUGGACUGCAAGAGAGGUAAAAGAAGCAAGUGACAUCAGAGAUGGGACUCCUGUGUCACCACCUUUCCCUGGUGACCCAGACAGCCUGCCCACGCCCUGGGCUUCCUCACUCUCAUCACGCUGGCAAUCUCUGAGUUCCUCAGUGGAUCUCAUUCUUCCUGGAAUUCUGUCGUCUGGGACCAGGCCAGAGGCGUCUUCCCGAGAGGGCUGAUUGAAUGCACAGAGAAAAGGGUGGGGCUCCCCGUGCCAGGCCCAGUCGUUCAUCAUGAGGGCCAGGGCCCCAUCGCACUUCUGUUCAUUCACUGGGCGCGUGCUGGGCCCCUGCACUGGGCAGGCCUGGCUGAACAUUGGGGCCCCUGGUGACCCCACCACAGCCCUGCCUGCAAGGAAGAAACAGCCUCCCAAGUUCCCAGGAUGUUUUGGGGCUGAGGCGCCAGCAUGGGAGCACACAAGGAAUCUCGAGCCAGUGGCAGGAGUACUCAUGCCAGCGGUGCCUGCGUGGUCCAUUCCUCAGUGCCCUGAGCCCAUGCCCUCCGUUAUACAAACAGGCCCAAAUGCCAGCUCACCGAUGGGUCUUCAGAAGAGUGGUUCUGUCAAAGUCCUAAGAGCAUAAUUCCCUUUUCGUUCCUGGUUUGCUCCCUUCCCUAGACCGUAGGACCACUCUCGGGAUGGAGAGCGCCUUGAUUCUCUUCUGCUCUGUAACAGGCUUAUAGUCCAGGGGCCGGGCUUCCCCACUUGCUGGCCUUGUGGCCUUGGCAGCCACAUCACCUUUCUGAGCCUCAGUGUCCUCAUCUGUGCAUGAGAGGUGACGCUGCUUUCCUUACAUCGAUGCUUAUCAGUGUCUCUGGCUCUCCGGGGUUCCCCUGCCCGUGGGCUCAGCCACCCAUUGUCCUUGGAGUGCUGUGGCAGGAUCCCCUGCACCUCCCAGGCGAGGGGAGGAGGUGGAGGAGACUGAGGGCGCAGCCCAGGGGCCUGCGCUGGGAUCCCAGAUCAGAGCACUCUGCCGUCAGGCCCAGGUUUGUCUUCCUGGACCCGUCCUGUCAGUUCUCAUUAUCAGGAAGUGCAAUUUGGAUGACUGAUCUCUGCCCAUGGGUGCUGGAGGUGGAGGGUUUAGUUUUGCAUGCUUGUCAGGAGCCAUUAGCUCCCAAACGCCAGAGGGGUGGUCUUACCUGGUCAGCCUUCUCUUGAAGAAGGCCAGAAGUGGGGAGGAGGGCUAGGCCAUCCGUGGCUGGCCAGAGCAGCCCGCUAAGUGGAGGUGGGCUUGUUUUCCAGAGCAGCCUCAGUUCCCAGUGACCAGUCAGGCUGCCGGCCAGGGAGUGACACCUGGCAUUCAUCACCUCAACCACAAAUGGAACUGGCCUGGUACUGAAUGUCCCGGCUGCUUGGGGCAAGUGCCAGCUUUGCCAGCCACCAUGGAGGUCCAGGGACUCCACAUCCCGAAGCCUCCCUGGUGGGGGUAGGGUGGGGAGUGGCAUUAUCAGGAGUGAGGUGCAAAUGUACAUUGGAAUUCCAGCUAUGUUAUCAUGUGAGCCUUGGGUCAUGCGAUGAGGGUAUUCCAGGGUGGAGGAAAGUGUUUGGGGGAGUCUGGCCCCAGAGGACAGGGCCCUCCACCCCUCCCGUCCUUCCCUCAGCACAUAUUUGUCAGAGCCCUUGGUACCAGGCACUAGGCCGAGCAGCACAGGGAGCAGAGGAGAGGACAGCCCGGCCCGGGCUGCAGAGCUCCCAGUCUGGGCCUUGUUGCUUGCAUGUCUGCACAGAGGCCCUUGGGGGCCAGAGCUGGCGCUGGAGUGAGAGGGUCUGGAGAAGCUGCUGUGCAGAGGUACACUUAAGCCUUAAAGAAAGGGUAGGCAUUCCCCAGGCAGGGACAGUUGGUGGGCAUCUCAGGUGGAGGGGACAGGCUAGGCAAAGCCCUGGAGAUGCAGAAGAGCCUGGGCAGGACUCGCGCCCUGCAGAGGAGCUGAGACUCAGUUCUUAGUGACGGGGCCACUCUCAGGCACCCGCCUGUAUGCUUAAACCCCACUUCCACCCUGCAAAUCCACAACACUUCACGAUUUAAGAAAGCCUGCGCGUUCGCCUCGGGACAGCCCCACGGGGUGGCCAGGGCAGAGACCACCAUCCUCGUUCUCACCUUAGGGUAGAGGAAGCUGACCGACCAGCUGAGAAUGGAGUGGAGGCAGAGGACUCCCAGCCCAGUGUCUCCCCACCCGCUCCCAAGCACUCCUUACACCAGCCAGAAGGUCAUCGGUGUCGAACCUGAAGCGACUGUAGAGGCCUGCCUGGUCCAGUCCCUUUGCUUCAUGGCUGGGGAGACUGAGACCCACAGGGGAUUUGUGACUGACCAGCUCCCCAGCUGGCAGCUGACCACACUGACGAGAGAUGGCGACUGCUUCCCACUGUGGGGACCAGGCAGAUCCCUGGACCAGCCUAAGCUGCCACCCACCUGCCCCUUCACCAAAACCCCCUGCACCCGUGGCAAUCCAAGAUGGCGCCUGCCUCCCUCACCUCCUCGCAUCCAUCCAAGUCCCCUCCAUGGCGGAUGCCCCCACCCGUGAAGCAGUCUUGCAGAGGUCCUGCCUCAUGGCUUUUGAACACUGCCCUCAUCCCCUCCUUCUGCAGAACUCUCCCUCUUCCCCUCUCCAGCCUGACCUGACAGGGCGUCAGACCCUUGGCGCCCUCUCAAGCCAUCAGCACACACGUUGGCCCCAGCGCCAACCAUUGACCCCUGCUACACUCACUCUAGCCUCGGGGAAGUGAAAGAUUGAGCUUUUAGAAGUUGGCAAGAAAACAUCACCCUCUAACACAGUUUACUGUUUGGAAAGGCAAGCAGCGGGGGAAAGGGAUGAAAAAUCUCAUUAAAAGGGUUCUUUAGGCACUUUGGACUGUGAAUGACUCUUUGCAAUUUCUAGUUUCAUGAGUUUUUGCAAAGGAAUCUGGACAAGAUGAGGGAAACAGGACUCCAAAGACCAGAGGGUUUGCUGCUGAGGGCCGGGGAGGCAGGGAGAACGCCAGGGCCUCCUCGUACACAGGGCAGGCUCUGCCUGUUCUGGGCACCCCCCAGGGAUGGGGGCAGACAGAGUGGCCUUCCUGAGGCCUCAGCAGGGAUGCCCCUGCUCCUUUGACAAGGGCCCAGCCCUGUUCUCUUUAAGCACUGAGAGCCCCAACUCCAGUGGGGGACAUGGCCCCAGGGAGCCCUCACAAAGGGGCCUUCAGCUUUCAAAUCCCCAAAGGCAAACUUCACAGCAUCCUUGCAAAUGUGUGGCCCAGAUUCUGACCUCAAGAGACAUUUCUGGGGUCUGACCUUUUCCCAUCAGGGUACAACUCAGCCCUGAUCACUCAGGAGCCUUCCUCAGCCCAUAAGCUCUGCCCUUUCCGUGUCUUGUUAUUUAAUGGGCUCCAGUCUCCAGGAGUUCAUAGCCCAAUCGGGGAAGAAGUGGUAUUUACACGAGUAACUCAGAUACUCAUAGAACGUGUUUAAGGCUCCCCAAGGCAGAAAAUGCUCAGGGCUGUGAAAGACGGAAGGAACCAGAAGAGGGGUUGUUUGAAGGCCGGGCAGAUCUUAGACCUGUGCACAGGGUAGAGAGGGCAGCCAGGCAGAGGGAAUGGUACAGAGGCAGGAAGUGCAGAGCUUGUGUAAGAACAACAGAUGACAUUGAUGGGAGCCAAGGAGACGGGUGGCCCUAGUCAUCAGGCUGAGGAACUGGGGACUCUAACCUGUAGGGCAGGGAGCGUUCCUGAAGGUUUUGAGCAGCGUCGCAGUCAUGUCCCAGAGCUGUAUUCUAGAACCAUUCAUGAACCAGGGUGUCAAAUGGAACACUACUCUGCCUCCCUCUCCCCGACAUGUCCACAGAUAUGCCACCCGAGCUAGCACAGUCCAAGAGGUGGGCAGCACGUGGCCACACGUCCCAAGGGGAGAUCCAGGGCAGCCCUUUUAAAGAUGUAGAGGGAAGGGGCUUUCCUGGUGGUGCAGUGGUUGAGAGUCCGCCUGCCGAUGCAGGGGACACGGGUUCGUGCCCCGGUCCGGGAAGAUCCCACGUGCCACGGAGCGGCUGGGCCCGUGAGCCAUGGCCGCUGAGCCUGCGCGUCCGGGGUCUGUGCCCGCAACGGGAGAGGCCACAACAGUGAGAGGCCCGCGUACCACACACAAAAAAAAAAGUAGAGGGAAAAGCAUGGGUUCUGCAGCCAGAGAUACCUGGGUUCGAACCCUAGCUCCAUCUCUUACCUGCUGUGUGGUUCUCGGCCAAUGACUUUACCUCCCUGAUCAUCACCUAGAAAGCCACGUAGGCCACUCUCAUGAAGUUGUUGUAAUAAUUAACGCAGCUCAGCAGGUAUAUGCCAGUCUCCGCUCCUCCCAGCUUUCCCGGAGCCUUUAGAAAUUGCCGUGGAAGCAGCAAGGUGGACAGGGCUGCACCAGGUCAGGCGCCCUCAGGGUGCGUCUGGGCUACAUCUGCUUCUGGAUGACACGGGCGAGUGUCUUCCCCGUUCCCACAGAAAGAGGGUCUGGCAUUUGAUUUGUAAAUUUGCUUCCAGGUCCAAGCUGUCUUUCUGCUCAGUCCUAAGCGUGGUGGGAAGGAGGGAGCCGGACAAGAAGAUGCCUCCUGCUCUGAUUGCUAAACGAGGCCCGUCAGGUUCCUGCUUGGAGCUGGGGGUCUGUGCUGACUGCUGGGCAGCCAGUCUUCACCCAAAAGAUGCUUCCUGGGAGGGUGGUGAGCGUAGCAGGGCCAGAGGAGCUGAUGGGCUGCGUUCCAGGGGCUCUGGGGGCACAUUUCUGUUAGAGUUGUUUUUCUUUCUUCUCUCCCCUCGUUGAUUUAUAUAGUAGAGGAGAGAGUUUUCAAACAGUAGGCAUGUCUGGGUCUAGGCAGGCGGGCCAGUGAUUAAUCUUAGUUUGUUGCUGCUGACAGCCAGGAGCAAGAAAUAAUAAAGGUUUGCGGGGCGGGGAGAGGCGGGGGAUGAGGAAAGGCUGCUCGCCCUGCGAUCAUUGGCAGGGAGCACGGACUUCAUUUCCUUCUGCCGUCUGAGCACCCCUUGUCGGGUCGACAUCUGAGGCUCCAGCCUCUCAGCUCCAUGGGGGCUGCUCCCAUGGUCAAGCCCCCAGGGUGGUCCCCCAGACCACAGUAGAGCCUCCCCGGCCGUUGUUGGGUUCCCUGCCCAGCAUGACCUCCUGCUCCAGGAUGUAGGACUCCAUCACCACCACUUGCUCUCCUCUCCAGCCUGCCCUUGAGGGCAGAGCUUCGAGAAAGGCAGGUGUGUGCCACCCGGGGCACUGCUCUGCUGACCAGGGCCCUGGGUUCCUGGCUGCCUGCUCCCGUGACUCUGCACCUCUCUGAGCUGCCAGGUGGGUGUGAGGGCUGGAGAAGGGGGAGUACAGAAGAAAGAGAGGUGGGGGUCAGGCAGACCGGCACAGGGGUAGCUGACUGACUCCAGGCAGACAGUGAUGGCAGGAAGGGGUGGAGUGAGGAGGGGUUUUGACAUGGGCCUUGGGAAGUGAGGAGGGUUGAGGCAGUUGGGGAUGGGCAGGGUAAGGAGCUGCCCAUUCUGAGGAAACAGCAGCCCAGGAGGACAGAAGCUGCCUACUUUCCAAUCCACAGUUUUCAAUAUAUCCCAUCACUAACUCCUCCCCAUCUCCCCAGGAUAGAGGCAGCUCUGUGCAGCAGAAGACAUGGGCUCUGGAUCAGUCUGGAUUGGGCUCUUGAACCCCAGCUCUACCACUUACUAGCAGGGUGGCCUUGGACAAAGGGACUUAACAUCUCUGAGCCUCAAUUUCCUCAUCUAUAAAAUGGGUUUUACAGAGGUAUUCCUGAAGAGAUGAUAUACGUGAAGUGCUUGGCAUGUGCCCAGCAGGCAUUAAGUGAGUGUGGUAGCCCACUGUCUUUGUUACAGACUUUGGAGAGCCAUGGGUUAUUGAGGAAAGAGCUUGGUGUGGUCCAGAGCCUUGAGAAUUGUCUGGAUCUGUCCAUGCCCGCAGCUACUCCCCUUUAUGGUGGUGGGAUUUUAGAAUUUAUGCAGGCUGCAACUUGAGAAAAUCCUGCCUUGUUAUGACUGAGACUCAAAUCACAGGGCUAGAGUCAAAUCCAGACUGCCCUUGUUCUGGCUGUGUGACCUUGGGUAAGUCACUUAACCUCCCUGAUCUCCCAGUUCUUGAUCAGUACCUGAAGAUGAUGACCACUUCAACAGGCAUUCCUUUCUGUCCCCCUCACUGUCCUGCUGACCCCUAUCUCUCCCUCCACAUCUUCAGACAUUAUGAGUCGAUUACAAGAACCAGAACCUGGUCCAGGACAGUAGCUCUCAUACAUUAAGUACACUUGAGCAGAAAUCUUGGGAUUUAGGGAACAGAAAGAGACCUUUUACAUCACCUGGCCCAAUGCCCUGUACAGGUGGAGAAACUGAGACCAGAAAGAGGAAGAAGCUUGUUUGCCUCCUGGCUUCCCAUGCAGGCCCUGUUUUCUGGCAGCAUUUGCAUUGGCCUGAGACAAAGGGCAGGCAGGGGAGAGGGGCCGUCUGCCUCUUUGCUCUCACUACACAGAGGAUUUCACAUCCUUUCAGGACUGAUGGAGGGAAAAUGAACUUUCUGCUCAAUUAGUGUGCGACGUGUUUUCUCCUUCUAAAAGGUUUAAAGGAAGUGGUGCAAUUAGGAGCUCCUCCAACGCGCCGUGCAGGAGACUAAAUGAAAACAGUGAACUUCAGAGACAGAGGUUUGCAGACCGUGGAGGUGUCUGGAAGGCAGAUGGGGGUGAAGCGCUGGCUGCUGAGGAGGCUGCAACAGCUCAGCGAAGGACUAGGGCAGUGGGAGUAGAACAGAGGCCGUGUCCUGGUAGAACUGAAGAGGGUGAGAAACAGCGAGAAGUCAGGGGCCUCAUCCAGAUUCCUGAACAGCUGGGUGAGUGGUGGCACCACCAGCUGCAACAUGGACCUGGAAUGGUUUUGAAAAACCCAGGAAACUCGUCCUAACUCAGCUGCCCAAAACCAGAGGCAAGGGGUACCCACACUCACACUGCCAACCCAUUGUCCAGAGUACCCACCAGCCUGGCAGUGCCCAGCGUGCCUGCUGAUGGGCUGGGUUUUCCCUUCCUGACUUGCUGCAUCUCCCCUCCCAGCCAAGCACACGGCAUUGCCCUUUGCUCCCCCGAGAGCUCCCUGGUCCCCUCCAGAGUCAGAGCCACCCUGAUUACAUUUCCAGCUGGUUUUUAAUUAUCUCAUAUCAGCCCCCAUAAAUCUCUCCGUAAGGCUCGCCUGCCGUGGGAGGCGUUCCAACUGUUGCCAGGAAGCCUCUUGUGCCCUGGGACAGCUUCCCUUCUGAGGCACUGGGUGGUCUCUUCAAAUGAGAAAAAUAUUUCUUUCCAAUCACAUUUCUAACAUCUUGUUAAUAGGACUUAUUUAAUAAUACUUUUGCAAAAGCCAUCUGGGAAUGGCUUGAUUGAGAGGGCAUGUGGGGUGCAGCAAGGACAGGCCAUGGUGACAGAUACAGACCUUGUAUCUGCCAUCAGCAGAUACAGCAACAUGGAGAAAGAUGCAGUCAGGGACCAGAGGACCAGGGCCUGAAUCACUGCUUCCACCAGCCACGAGGGUCACCCAGCAAGUUAUUUCACGUCUCUGAGCCUCAGCCCCGAGGCUCAGGGAGACAGCGGAAGGGAAAGCUCUUAGUAAACCCUGAGUGUCUGUAUGAAUGCAGGUGGUGUUAUUUACAGAGCCUUGUGCUUUCCCCGGGGGAGUAUUGGGGGUCUUACUUUGCUAACAGCUAGGUAAAUAACUCAAAGCCCCGCCCCCCGCCCCCCCCCGCCCCCCUCCCAGAGGCAUUUGGCGGGGCUGGAAGCAACCAGCUUCAUUCAGUAAAAUCCCAAGGUUUCCUGUUCCCCAUACCCUCAGGCCCUUGCAGCCAGAAGGCUCUUGAAUCAUCCAGGUCAAGACCCUGGCUUUCGGAUGAGAGAAACAGGCACAGGAAGGGAAAAGGACCUUCCCAAGGUCCCGCAGCGAGUUGCUGGCAGAGCCCAGAUGUCUCAACUCCCAUCCCAGGGUUAUUACCCUUCUGAGCCCAUAACACUAUAUUUUCUCUCCCAUUUUCUCCAUAAACAUUCUUGGUAUUUGCGGCAGAUUUAUACAAUCGGAUGUCAGAUUUUAUAGCUCUCGUCUUUGCUCCCACAGUUCAAACGCUAAAGCUAUAAAAAUGAUAUUUUGCUGUGUAUGAAUGUGGGUGUGUCACACUCACACGUGCACACACUUCCAUUUUGUGCCUCGAAUCUGCCCUUUUCCGAACGAAAUUGGGUCAUUUGUAGAGACGUGGAUGGAUCUAGAGACUAUCGUACAGAGUGAAGUAAGUCAGAAAGAGAAAAACAAAUAUCGUAUAUUAAUGCAUAUAUGUGGAACCUAGAAAAAUGGUACAGAUGAACCGGUUUGCAGGGCAGAAAUAGAGACACAGAUGUAGAGAACAAACGUAUGGACACCAAGGGGGGAAAGUGGCGGGGGGUGGGGGUGCGGUGGUGGUGGGAUGAAUUGGGAGAUUGGGAUUGACGUGUAUACACUAAUAUGUAUAAAAUAGAUAACUAAUAACCCGCUGUAUAAAAAAUUAAAUUCAAAAAAAAACCCUACGUUUUUCUGGGCAGCCCUCCCCCAGUGAGCAGCCCCCAUCCUCCUUCCAGCUAAGGGUGCUUUCUGCCACUUUUAAUACCUUUUUUUUUAAGGAUUGUUUCACCUAGGAGGAAUAUCAGAAACAAUUGGUUUUGGCAAAGCUGGCUUAUUAGAAAUGUUUUAAUUAGAACUUUUUUUCUUUCUCUAUUUUCCUUUUGAAAAUCUACACGCUGCUCACGGCCCUGGGCGGCUUGAGGAUCAGCCUGUCACAUUCUCAGCACAGACUUUCAGGGCAGGGGCAACAGUUCAGCAGUGUAGGUGUCACUGCUGCGUUCCUACCAGGCACCAGGCCUUUGACUGGAUGGGGAGACAGAGGCACAUCAGAGUCUAAGCUUGUAGUCCAGGCACGGGGACAAGAAUAGGUGACUACUGUGAUGGAGGGAGGUGUAGCAGAGAAUGAGUAAGGGAGGAAGAAAGUGAGUCUGACUGGGGGCAUCUCAGAAGGCUUCCUGGAGGAGGUGGCAUGUGAGCAGGGCCUAGGACAAUAAUAAUGUAUUGGGAAGUAACAGAAAGGUAGAAGGAUGAUUAGGUUUGGUAUUAGAGGAGAGGUCUCUGCAGUGUCCCCUCUCCCUGUGGUGCUAACUCCCUGUGGUGCCAACUUUUCAAUUGUCCCCUCCACAUAAGCCCCCCAUGGCCCAGGUGACUAAUAAUAUUGUGGACGGAGAUGUACCUUGUAAACUCUGAAGUCCUAGUCAGCUCUCUCUCUGUCUCCCUACAGCUUCUGCAUCUCUGGUCCUUUAUCUUUUCCACAAUUCCUUCCCACUCCCCAACUUGCCAAGGAGUAGCCACAUGCCCCUCAUUUCCACCUGACACUAAAGGUGUGUACCCCACCCUAGCUGAACACAGCCUCCCAAGGGAAAAUGCAUUUACACGGUGCUGGGCAGGCGCUUUGCAGUCCCUGGUACCUGGUGUUAGAAAUUGAAGAGGCUUCUGCAGCGUAUCCUCUGAGGCAGGUAGAAUUGUGCCAGUAACAAUGAUUAAAAACUUGGGGGGGGGCAGUAUAUGAGUUCUGACACAAGUGAUGAUGAAACCACUGAGGCGGCAAAUGCAUGAGGUGGUGUGUGCUGGGCACACCCACCUUUCAGAUUCAUGGUCUCCCAAUGGGAGCAUAAUCCCGUUUUGAGUUCAGAUUUUCAGGCUAGAAAAAUACUUUCUCCUGUCCUCAGUUGUUCCAGUCUUACCCCCUAAAAAUCUUCUGUGAUGAAACAAGGGUUGACUUUUACUUUUGUGGAAGUUGUGCUUUUAAAAAGCAAUCAGUUCCGAUAGUAAGUAACUUUUGGGAACUCAAUUACUUGCAGCCAUGCUGAAAAAAACUGUAAUUAACGUGGUCAAACCCUAGCCAAAUAAUAAAAUGAAAGCUUUGUUGUGUAUCAAGGCAGAAAUCAAUUUCAUUAGGGAGCAAAGAGCCAGAGAUUUAAUUUUGAGAAAACUCUCCACCCUGUGGACAGAGGUUGUCAAGAAGCUGCCAGAAUGAAUGCCCAACAUGAGAGGAUUCGCCCUCCAGAACCCAGAUUACUAAGGGCUGGCAGUGACCUUUCAGAAUUACAUUUGCAAACCUUCCAAGUGUGGCCACAGCCAGUGGGGCUUUUGCUUCUUAAUGUUCUUGGACUGGUGCCCCUUUUGGUUUGGUCAAGAGGUGCAUGUUGUCUGCACCCACUGACACUUGCAUGCCAAUGAGAUCCUGUCCCUUGGGAUGGGGAGGAGGAAGAAGACAGAGGUGGACUCUGGAGGUCGGAAGACACCAGAAAGGAGUUCAGCGAAGACUCAGAGUGUCCACAUGGUGAUGGAGUCGUGUCCAGACAGCAGGGCUAAUAGCCAAGUGGGACAUACCCACUGGGGACACUGUCCGUUUGCAGGCCAGCAUGUGUAUGAGAGAUUGUGAGCAGCAGGGGGGACCAGGAUGAGAGAGGACAGCUGGAGAGGAGCAGCCUCAGGUCUGCGCCUGCUUCUGUAUUCCGCUCUCCAGGGGGCCUUCCCACGGGCAGGCAGAGCAGCUGUGACCUGCUGGAAUGUGCUAAG
Messenger RNA from Orcinus orca (killer whale), 13816 nucleotides. It is a transcript of the gene SHB, whose product is annotated as SH2 domain containing adaptor protein B. Bases 610 to 1992 code for a protein of 460 amino acids. NCBI's taxonomy places the organism in Eukaryota, Metazoa, Chordata, Mammalia, Artiodactyla, Delphinidae. The transcript is spliced from 7 exons. The record is from RefSeq and is a predicted model, not a curated record. Gene Ontology annotation, molecular function: phosphotyrosine residue binding.